Molecule: messenger RNA, 234 nt
Organism: Chironomus riparius
Lineage: Eukaryota; Metazoa; Arthropoda; Insecta; Diptera; Chironomidae
Source: the annotation of a GenBank genome assembly
AUGUUUGAUUUAGUAGAAGGAAGGAACUACCUGGCAAAUAAGGAGGUGGAAAAAAAAUUGAACAGCAAUAAUAUUUUAAUACAGCAACUUCAUGAAUUACUAAGCAUCAACCUUAAUGGGACGUCCAGCGAUUCUAGACACUCUUUGGUUACAACUCAUUCCGAAUCUACUGAAGUAGCAUCAACAACCAAUCGUGAUGACCCCACCGUUUCUGGCAGAUCUAUCUAUAAUUAG